AUGAGCAACGAGACCAUCUCCGACUUUCUUGCCGAGCAGCGCGAUGAAGCUCCCGAGGAGCUCCAGCCUCUCAUUCUCGACUUUGAGAACUUCUGGGAGCGCAAGCUUUGGCACCAGCUCACUGACGCCCUCGUCGAGUUCUUCAGCCACCCCGAGAGCGCCCGUCAACGACUACCAUUCUACAGAGUCUUCAUUCUCAAGUUUGCCGACAAGAUCAACCAGUUGAAGCUUGUGGAUCUAGCAUUGAAAGCAGCAACAGAAUGUGAAGACGAGCAGCGCCUUUCUUUCCUGCAAUCAGUCGCCAAGAAGGUUGAUAACGAGAAUUCUCGGGAUGCUUAUGUCUAUGCCUUGGUUGCUGUCGCCCAAGCAAAGCUGGACUUGGAGGAGCUAGAUUCUGCGCGAAAGGACCUGGAUACAGCCGAGCGGAUAUUGGAUUCUUUCGACUCUGUAGAGAAUGUGGUCCAUGCUGCUUUCUAUGAUGCAAAUGCCAUAUACUACCAGCGCAAGAUGGACUUCUCCAACUACUACCGCACUGCUCUCCUCUACCUCGCUUGCAUCGACCUCAGCGCAAUGACUCCUGAGGAGCGACACAAGAGAGCCUACCACCUCAGUAUUGCUGCUCUUGUUUCAACAAGCAUCUACAACUUCGGAGAGCUCCUGCUCCACCCCAUCCUUGACGUGCUCGCCAAGAGCGAGCAUGCUUGGAUGCGUGAUCUGCUAUUUGCCUUCAACCGCGGAGAUCUCGACGCUUAUGACCAACUUUCUGAUCGCGUCGAGUCCAACAAGCUUCUUAAGAACAACGCCACGCAUCUUCGACAAAAGAUCUACCUUUCCGCAUUGACUGAGGCUGUCUUCCGCCGUCCUCCCCACGACCGCACCCUCACUUUUGCCACUAUCGCUCAGGAGACUAAGGUCCGACCCGAAGAGAUCGAGCAUCUCAUUAUGAAGGCUCUUAGCCUAGGUCUGUUGCGGGGAACUAUUGACCAAGUGGACGGCGUUGCUCAAAUUACCUGGGUUCAGCCCAAGGUGCUCGACAUGAAGCAAAUCGCGGCAAUGCGCCAGCGCCUGCUUGACUGGGACUCGAGCGUCAACCAACUCGGUAACUGGAUCGAGUCGGCUGGCAAGGAUGUGUGGGCUGCGUAG
Messenger RNA from Fusarium subglutinans, 1143 nucleotides. RefSeq names its product 26S proteasome regulatory subunit N9. Gene Ontology annotation, molecular function: structural molecule activity. The transcript has 3 exons. NCBI's taxonomy places the organism in Eukaryota, Fungi, Ascomycota, Sordariomycetes, Hypocreales, Nectriaceae. The coding region runs from base 1 to 1143 and encodes 380 amino acids. Gene Ontology annotation, cellular component: nucleus; proteasome regulatory particle, lid subcomplex; cytosol. The record is from RefSeq and is a predicted model, not a curated record. Gene Ontology annotation, biological process: ubiquitin-dependent protein catabolic process.